AUGUGUGGCUACACCUGUGGCAAAGUACUUCCUCAGGUGACUCACGACUCCAGCCAGCCCCAGGCAAGUAAACGGCUGCUGGUUGCUGCUUUCCUCAAGGGUGUGGAAGGGUUUUCAGACCCAGGGUUGGAAACACAGUACACCCAGAAGGAUGUGCAACCCCCAAAGCAGCAGCCAAUGAUCUAUAUCUGUGGAGAAUGUCACACAGAAAGUGAAAUAAAAUCCAGGGAUCCAAUCAGAUGCAGAGAAUGUGGAUACAGAAUAAUGUACAAGAGAAGGAUUAAAAGACUAGUGGUUUUUGAUGCUCAAUGA
Molecule: messenger RNA, 312 nt
Organism: Choloepus didactylus (southern two-toed sloth)
Lineage: Eukaryota; Metazoa; Chordata; Mammalia; Pilosa; Megalonychidae
Product: DNA-directed RNA polymerases I, II, and III subunit RPABC4-like
Exons: 2
Coding region: 1-312 (103 amino acids)
Biological process (GO): DNA-templated transcription
Cellular component (GO): RNA polymerase II, core complex; RNA polymerase I complex; RNA polymerase III complex
Molecular function (GO): DNA-directed RNA polymerase activity; zinc ion binding; DNA binding
Source: RefSeq, a predicted model, not a curated record